AUGCCGCGGCUCACAAAAAAUUCUAAGGCCGUGGCUACUGAUGAAGAUUUGGAGGAAGGCGAUCAGCUAGUACAGGCUGAGAACUCUGCAGCAGGUCCUACUGAUGAGUUAGCCGUACUUCAGGCACAGGUUAGCUCCUUGGUAGAUGUAAUGGGAAGGAUGGGAGCACGCUACAACGACUUGCAUGAAAAUAUGUCCCAACUCUCAGCCUUUAUUUUGAACAAGCCGACUCAAGCUAGCAGCUCCAACAAUCAGGAAUCGGCUUCUCAGCCGAAUCUAUCACAAGCUGCUCGGCCAGAGAGGGCCAUUGAAACAUCACAGCCAUGGCCGCCAGUAGUGACACUCCAACCAGGUGCAACAUCAAGUCAGCCGGUUCAUACGCUACUCACCUGGGCAGAAAGCUAUCUUCAGCCUACGUUGGCAGGUUCUAAUCAGCCACCAGUAGUAGGUUCGCAGCCACAGGUACCACCAAUAUUAAAUCAGCCACCUCAAGUCAUGUUAGAUAGAAGACAAUUAGCUGAUUUACUCACAGAAGAAUAUGGCCUGGAACUUAGAGGUGCCGGCCGACCAAUUUAUAGAACUCCUUAUCUAGAAGUGGUAGACCAAGUUGAGUUCCCUAGAGGAUAUAAAGUUCCUGACUUUAUAACCUUUAGUGGAGAGGGGAAUCAAUCGACCGUGGAACACAUUGGCCGAUUCACGGUUCAAUGUGGAGAGGCCAGUGUUAGCCCGUGGUUGAAAUUGAGACUUUUUCCUAACUCUUUGACAGGGGCAGCUUUUUCAUGGUAUAUUCGUCUACCUCCUCACUCUGUUUUUAAUUGGCCACAGAUGGAGGAAUUAUUCCACAAUCAGUUCUACCGUACGGAGACAGAACCUACUCUGGCCGAUUUAUCCAGACUAAGUCAAUUGCCUAGUGAAUCGGUCGAGACAUUCAUUGCAAGAUUCAGGAGAGCAAGAUUAAGAUGUCGUGUACCUCUUCCAGAACAGGAGUACAUUCGUUUGGCUUUGAACGGCCUUGAUUUUGAACUUCGAAAGAGGUUUGAAUGA
Messenger RNA from Cornus florida, 1044 nucleotides. RefSeq lists its product as uncharacterized. The transcript is spliced from 2 exons. Lineage: Eukaryota; Viridiplantae; Streptophyta; Magnoliopsida; Cornales; Cornaceae. The record is from RefSeq and is a predicted model, not a curated record. The coding region runs from base 1 to 1044 and encodes 347 amino acids.